This is a messenger RNA of Saccostrea echinata, 1464 nucleotides long. RefSeq lists its product as uncharacterized. The coding region runs from base 1 to 1464 and encodes 487 amino acids. Gene Ontology annotation, biological process: transmembrane transport. Gene Ontology annotation, molecular function: transmembrane transporter activity. The record is from RefSeq and is a predicted model, not a curated record. Lineage: Eukaryota; Metazoa; Mollusca; Bivalvia; Ostreida; Ostreidae. The transcript has 10 exons.
AUGGCCGUAAUAAAGGAACAGGACAGUUGUAAACAAACAGUCAUUGUGGUGAAAGGGAUUUCAACGGGAAAAAUAGAUAAUAACGAUAUGGAGUUGUCUGCUUGUGCAGGACAAAGUCUUAGGAGAAAAUCUUCAUCAUUAUGGCAGAGAGCAAAAAAUAGAAUUAAAAUAACUCCGAAAGAUGCAACACCUGUGGAUUGGAAAAUCAUAGGCCUAGUCUUCAUAUCAAUGUUCACUGGUACACUCAGUCUUACAUUUCUGUUUCCUUUUCUGCCAGAAAUGAUUUUGUUCUUUGGUUACCAAGAGACAGAAAAGGGCUACUAUGCUGGAAUGGUGGCUUCCGUGGUGUUUGCUGGCAGAGCAACAGGGAGCUUUUUCUGGGGUUGGUUAUCCGACAGAAUUGGCCGGAAGCCAGUUAUACUCAUGACCAUAUUUGGAAAUGGCUUUUUCUGCUUGCUGUUUGGAUUUACAACUAAUUUACCUAUGGCACUUAUCAUCAGGUUUUUUGCUGGUUUGGCCAAUGGUACCGCAAGCAUUGCCAAGGCAAUUUUAUACGAGAUUUCUGAUGACUCUAAUCAAGCCACCGGACUGUCCAUCGUGGCCAUGUCAUGGGGAGCAGGGAUCAUACUUGGACCGGCUGUUGGGGGAAUUUUAUCCAACCCAGCCUUUAGAUACCCCUCCAUGUUCCAAAAGGAUGGCAUGUUUGACCAGUUUCCAUACCUUCUGCCUAGUCUAAUCGUUGCAUGUGCCUGUUUUGUGGUUAUCGUUGUUGACUUCUUAGUUCUACCCGAGACAAAGAGCACAAAACAAAGAGAAUUAGAUGUUGAAGUUGAGGAACAAAAUAAAGAAUUACAGAAGUUGGUGCACAAGACACAACAGAAGCAGACACACGAGAAUGAUAGAAAGAUAUCAUUAUCUAUGGAGGACCUCCACUGCUACACUGAUAGAACAAUAUACGAGAUCAGACUCUACCAGUCCUGCCAAGAUCUACACAGGUCACAUGACUUCAUCAUGAACAAGACGGUGAAAACGCUAACAGAAGAAAACGAUACUGUAGAAGCAUUACGGAUUGAUAAGAAGACAUCUAAGUGCAUCUUCAAUAAAGUCAAGAGAACAAGUCUAUUUGAAAUAUUAAGUAUGCCUGAUUGUAGAAAAGCAGUUUUUCUUUACACAGCCUUUUCCUUCUCGUCCAUUGGCUAUGAGGAAAUUUUUACGAUAUGGGCAUCAACCAAAAAAAAUUAUGAUGGUCUUGGGUUUGAGACAGAUGAGAUUGGUAUGGUUCUUGGCUUAGCAUCAUUUCCCAUGCUGGCUCUAAAUAUGUUCAUCUACCCAUUCCUUGACAGAAUUUUUGGAACCAAAAAGGGUAAGAUGGCCUCAAACCCGAAAACACCGGACAGGACGGAGAUACGUCUGCACUCUUCAGUGUCGGAUAAAGGAAAGGCACUAAAAAUAGGUGAUCUGUAA